CAUCCAGCUCAGCACAAUGUCGGCCCUGCGGAUUCUCGUCCCUGUGAAGCGAGUGAUUGACUAUGCGGUCAAGCCGCGAGUCAACAAGGCGCAGACCGGCGUGGAGACGGCCGGCGUCAAGCACUCGAUGAACCCGUUCGACGACCUCUCGGUAGAAGAAUCCGUGCGGAUCCGCGAGAAGAAGCGCGCCCCCGGCGGCGUGGAGGACAUUGUCGCCUUCUCGGCCGGCCCGCCCAAGGCUCAGGAGAUUCUACGGACGGCGCUGGCCAUGGGCGCGGACCGGGGCGUCCACGUGGAGCUCAAGGAGGGCGAGGAGCUGGAGCCGCUGACGGUGGCCAAGCUGCUCAAGAAGUCGGUGGAGGAGCAGAAGAGCAACUUGGUGAUCUUGGGCAAGCAGAGCAUCGACGACGACGCGGGGCAGACGGGCCAGAUGCUGGCGGGCCUGCUGGGGUGGCCGCAGGCGACGCAGGCGAGCAAGAUUGAGUUUGGGGCCGACGACGCGGUGACGGUGACCAAGGAGGUUGACGGCGGCGUGGAGACGGUGCGGGCGAAGCUGCCGAUGGUGAUCACGACGGAUCUGCGGCUCAACACGCCGCGGUAUGCGACGCUGCCGAAUAUCAUGAAGGCGAAGAAGAAGAAGCUGGACAAGAAGACUCUGGAGGACUUUGGGCUUACGAAUGAGAAGAGAUUGAAGGUGUUGAAGGUUACGGAGCCGCCGCAGAGACAGGGUGGUGGCAAGGUUGAGGAUGUGGAUGGGUUGAUUGGCAAGUUGAAGGAGCUGGGUGCUCUGUAA
Molecule: messenger RNA, 793 nt
Organism: Trichoderma reesei QM6a
Lineage: Eukaryota; Fungi; Ascomycota; Sordariomycetes; Hypocreales; Hypocreaceae
Exons: 3
Coding region: 17-793 (258 amino acids)
Cellular component (GO): cytosol
Molecular function (GO): electron transfer activity
Source: RefSeq, a predicted model, not a curated record